Molecule: messenger RNA, 2391 nt
Organism: Aspergillus alliaceus
Lineage: Eukaryota; Fungi; Ascomycota; Eurotiomycetes; Eurotiales; Aspergillaceae
Product: sugar porter family MFS transporter
Exons: 3
Coding region: 444-2126 (560 amino acids)
Biological process (GO): transmembrane transport; carbohydrate transport
Cellular component (GO): plasma membrane
Molecular function (GO): carbohydrate:proton symporter activity
Source: RefSeq, a predicted model, not a curated record
UUUUCGUCGUCUCCAGGCACAUCUCCACUGUCUCCCCACCGCAAGACUCUCUGUCGAAGCAUCCAAGAACACACUCCGCCCCCUAGCAUCCGACUAUCCUUCCUAGUUCGGUCCUUGGGAUCUGGGCCCCCGUUUUUCCUUGCCAUGGUCCCUACCCCGAGGAUGGGGUGCCGCCAAUCCCUAGGAUGGAGGCGACGUUUUGUCUUGCCGACGGAUGGGCCAUUCGAGUAAAACCUUUCAUUUCACUCAAUCUAUUUUUUUAUUUUUAUUAUUACGCGCACUAAUAAUGUCACGAUGCCGUUCUUUAACUUCCGAGCCUGUGUUAUAUAUCUCCGCGUCUCCCACGUUUCCUCCCCGGGUUUCUUCCUCUUCUCAUACCAUACCUUAACACAUCACGUCAAUCACUUCUGAGGAUUCAAUCCCUCGUGAAUCCAUCCCUCACCAUGGGUGUCUCCAAUCUGAUGGCCCGGUUCAAACCCCAGGCCGAACAACCUGAACACCAGGAGCAUUCCGAUACUCCUACUCCCGUCAGAGCCGACUCGAAUCUGGAGAAGGACAAUGUUAUGCUCGACGACAGCCCCGUCCAGUAUCUGACAUGGCGAUCCUUCGUCCUUGGUAUCGUUGCCUCUAUGGGUGGUUUCAUCUUCGGUUACUCAACUGGUCAAAUUGCUGGCUUUACCACUAUGCAUGACUUUAAGAUUCGUUUCGCGGAACGUCACGCUGAUGGAACAUACGCGUUCAGCAAUGUUCGCAAUGGUUUGAUCGUCGGCCUGUUGUCCAUCGGUACUAUGAUUGGCGCCUUGGUCGCUGCUCCUAUCGCCGACCGCAUGGGCCGCAAGUUUUCUCUCUCUUUCUGGUCGGUGGUCCAUAUCGUUGGUAUCAUCGUUCAGAUUUCGACCACCGACAAGUGGUACCAGGUUGCAAUGGGCCGUUGGGUAGCCGGUUUGGGUGUUGGCGCUCUGUCCAGCGUUGUCCCUAUGUACCAGAGUGAAUCUGCCCCCCGUCAAGUCCGUGGUGCCAUGGUCAGUGCCUUCCAGUUGUUCGUGGCCUUUGGCAUUUUCAUCUCUUAUCUUGUCAACUUUGGUACCGAAUCCAUCAACGGUACCGGUUCCUGGCGUAUCACCAUGGGUAUCGGUUUUGCCUGGCCCUUGAUUCUGGGUGUUGGUACCUUGUUCCUCCCUGAGUCUCCCCGUUAUGCCUACCGCAAGGGUCGUGUCGAGGAAGCCCGUGAUGUUAUGUGCAAGCUUUACGGCGUUGGGCCCAACCACCGGUGUAUCGCACAGGAGAUGAAGGAUAUGAAGGACAAGCUCGACGAAGAGAAGGCUGCCGGACAGGCUGGCCUCUUCGAGGUCUUCACUGGCCCCCGUAUGUUUUAUCGUGUCAUGCUUGGAAUUGUUCUGCAGUCCCUGCAGCAGCUCACUGGAGCCAACUUCCUCUUCUACUACGGUAACACGGUCUUCAACUCUACUGGUCUGGACAAUAGCUACGUAACCCAAAUUAUUCUGGGUGCUGUCAACUUCGGCAUGACUCUUCCUGGUCUUUAUGUUGUGGAGCACUAUGGUCGUCGUAACAGUCUGAUGGUCGGUGCCGGCUGGAUGUUCAUCUGCUUCAUGAUCUGGGCCUCUAUCGGUCACUUCGCCCUGGAUUUGGAGAACCCUCCCAACACUCCCAAGUCCGGUACUGCCAUGAUUGUCUUCACCUGCUUCUUCAUCGUCGGUUUCGCCACCACCUGGGGUCCUAUUGUGUGGGCUAUCUGUGGUGAGAUGUAUCCUGCCCGCUACCGUGCCGUCUGCAUUGGUCUUGCCACCGCCGCCAACUGGACCUGGAACUUCUUGAUCUCCUUCUUCACCCCAUUCAUCUCCAGCGCCAUCGACUUUGCCUACGGCUACGUCUUCGCAGGCUGCUGUUUGGCCGCCGUCUUUAUCGUCUUCUUCUUCGUCAACGAGACCCAGGGUCGUACCUUGGAAGAAGUCGACACCAUGUACGUCCUCCAUGUCAAGCCCUGGAAGAGUUCCAGCUGGGUGCCCCCGGAGGGCAUCGUCCGCGAUCUCCACGGACCUCCCGCUUCUCCCAAGCAGGAGGGCCAGGCCGAGCACAGCGAGCCUGCUACUGAGAUCCGCGAGUAAACGGUAUCACGUCUGAAUCAGAUACGGCUGUCUACGCAUUGAUACAACGCUAUUGUGUCCCCCCGUCCCCUGUACCCUUUUAAUGUUUGUUGUUUUGGGCGCAACUAUUCUCCUUUUGAUAUACCGAUGUGAAUGCAUGCAUGCAUGAGUACAUAUGUUGAGGGGCCAUGACUAUGGCAUGAUUUGGAUCUAAGGAACCUUUUACCGGCGUUUUGGGUGGGUAAAUCAGCAAAGCAAAACACUACGAGCUUAUGCAGUUAAAGAG